Molecule: messenger RNA, 2191 nt
Organism: Salvelinus sp. IW2-2015
Lineage: Eukaryota; Metazoa; Chordata; Actinopteri; Salmoniformes; Salmonidae
Product: oligodendrocyte-myelin glycoprotein
Exons: 2
Coding region: 441-1799 (452 amino acids)
Biological process (GO): neuron projection regeneration
Molecular function (GO): protein binding
Source: RefSeq, a predicted model, not a curated record
AGCUCCUCAGUCAUCAAUAGCUAUGAGCCACUCUGCAUCCCUCUACUCUACUCCCCUCCCACUUUCCCCCUCCCCAAGACACACACACACUCUUCCCUGCACAGAGCCGGCAGUGGCUGCUCAAGCAGUAGGAGCUUACACUGUUUAAUGCUCCCUGCAUCACUGAACCUAAAGGAUAGAAGAAGAGACAGAUCCUCCUAACAGUCCAUCCUCCAGAGAAGAAAGAGGGAUGAAGGACAAAACCAGGGGACAAAACAGCCUCAAAAGGUAAGAAGGGAAAAGGAAGAGAGCGUUAAAAACAGUGAAUAAGCGAAAACCGGUCAAACACAGGAAAAUCCCUCAUCAGCAUUGCAGCAGCCACUCCAGUGUUUCAGGAGACAAAGGCAGGAGAUCAGCCUGGGCUGGGGACCACAGAGGAGAGGAGAGACUGGAAUGCAACGAUGAGGAAAAGGCGUGUGCUACUGAUGCCCCCCAGUGGCCCUCCCCACUGUGUGGCCGUGCUCUGGCUGUUGAUGCUGCUGUGUCUCCAGGCCCUGGCUGUCUGCCCCCCCAUGUGUACCUGUAACCGCAGCCACAGAGAGGUGGACUGUUCCUGGAGGGGCCUGAGGACGCUGCCCCUGGGCCUGCAGCACAACCUGCACUCCCUCAACCUGUCUCACAACCGCAUCCAUGACCUGGACGGCCAGCUGAGUACCUUCGCCCACCUCCGAACCCUUGACCUGUCCCACAACAGGCUGGUCCGCCUGCCCACCGACCUGCCAAAGGCACUGUGGGAGCUCCACGCUGCAGCCAACCACAUCCACCUACUGGACAAGAAUGACACGGCCUACCAGUGGAACCUGCGGGUCCUAGACCUGUCCAACAAUAAGCUGGAGCGGGCCGUGUUCAUCAACAACACCCUGACCAGCCUACGCCUGCUCAACUUCAGCCACAACCACUUCUGGACCGUGCCCACCAACAUGCCCGCCAGCUUGGAGACCGUAGACCUGUCCCACAACUCCCUGGUACAGAUCCUGCCUGGCACGCUGAACCGGAUGUCCAGGCUGACCACCUUCUACCUGCACUCCAACCGCUUCUCCUCUGUGGGCCCUGAGGCCUUCAGCCAGCUGGGCAGCCUGAGCCUCCUCUCCCUGGGGGACAACCCCUGGGCCUGUGAGCACCAGACCAACAUCACCCACCUGCUGGCCUGGCUCCAGCACACUUUCACCCGCGUGCUUGGCUGCCCCUGCCACACUCACCCCGUCUGUGGAGAGCCCCACCCGGCCAGGACUGGUGGGUGGCACUUUGCCUCCUACACUCAGCCUCCCCUGGCUGCUGGUACUCAGGAGGAGCUGAGCCACCCUCCUCCCCCAGAGGCCCUCACCAGGUGGCCUUGGUACCUGUCCGAGUCUGCCCUGCUCAACACCCAGCUCCACACCAGGAGAGGCCCAGGACGCCCCAGUGGACCAGAGAACAACAACCUCUUCACAGACCACUACCCGUUCACCUCAACCCCUCUGGCCAUUUCCACCCUGRCCACUGACAGGUCCCACACCGACAGCAGCACGUCAAACACAGACGACACCUACAUAACAGACACAACCUUUACUACUGACAGCAUCUACACCACAGAUACAGCCUUCACCACUAACAACCCCUCUACCAUCACAAGGAGAACGGCCACCCUCCGCACCAGGAGUGUCAAGAGGGCCAACCAGGGUGGCUCCCCGGACCACAACACCAGCCCAGCCCCCAGGUCUACACUCCCACUAGUACUGAACCUGUGGCUCCUCCUGACUCUCACCCUGUACGUUCUCUGAAAGUUAAAUUAAAAUGUCUGAAGUUAAAUGUCCUUGUCAGUCUAUUGGACAACUGCACAAACAUACACGAAUGAGUGUCAUUAAACCAACAUUCUGUUUUCUUACCAUUCUGAAUACUGUGUCAGACACUUACUAUCUCUCAAAUGCACUCUUCUGCAUGACUAAUCAACAACAUAUGACAUGCACAGGUAGCAUCGAUGUACAUUUUACACUACCAGUCUACCACUGUACACAUCAUUAUUGGGAUGUUGAAAAACUAUGCUUUAGUAUUCACUAUCUGCAUAACUCUGUUUUCAUCGUUAACUUUUAAUAGUUCCUUAAUGGCCCUUACUUCACCUCCGAGAUGUGUUUGCCUGUUUCUUGACUAUUAAACAGAGUUAUUUCCAAACAUU